AUGUCCUAUAAGUGUACACAUUGUCGACGAAAGUUUAAAAUUUUAUCAAAGUUUAGAGAACAUGUAGAAAGAUGUGAGAAAGAAGAAAUAGGUGAUUUAGUACAACAUCCAAAGUUUAAUUUAUCAAAAAGUGCUUUCAAUAAUACUUUUGGAGUAUAUUCUAUGCGUGAUGUAGAUACAAAUGAUGUUGAUACUCUAUUCUCCAAUGAAAGCUCAUCUUUAACUAGUCUUCUUGAAGAUUUAGUGAACAAAUUAGAGUGUGUAAAAAUUACAAUUGGUGUUUGGUUUGUAUUAGAAAGACCAAGUAAGGAUGAUGGUGAUGAUGAGAAUAAGACUGUUUACAUCAACUCAUCUAAAAAAGUUUUGUGUAAUGAUGAUUAUAUUCAACAUUUUCUAGGUGAAUGUUCACAGGAAAUUGAUGCUAAAUUGGAUGUGUUUACCCAAGAAGGAAGCGGUUGGAGUGUUCAAUCAAUUAAGGAAGUAGAAGUUCAUUUAGUUAAAUAUGAACCACAUCAAGGAGGUUGUAAAUCAUGUUCGUUACCCAAACAUAUUAUCACUAAAAAAGCUAUCGUUAAUAUGGACUGUACAACUGAUUGUUUUAUGUACUGUGUAUUGGGUGCAUUACAUCCCGUGGAUCAAAAUCCUCAAAGGGUGUUUCAAUAUGAUUUACAAAGUUGGAGAUACGAUUUCUCAAGUUGUCGUGGUGAAGUUAAAACCAAUCAAAUCAACAAAUUUGAAAAGACAAAUAAUGUUUCAGUGAAUGUUUACACAUUGUCUCUAAACGAGGAAAACAUUAUACCAUUUAGGAUAACAAGUGAACUGAAAGAUAAACAUGUGAAUCUAUUUUUCCACGACAAUCAUUACUUUCUAAUUUCAAACUUUGAUCGUUUACUAAAUAUGAAACGCAACCACGGUGAAAAACAUUGUUUAAACUGUUUACAUGGUUUUCGAACUCAUGAAAAAUUGAUGGAUCACCAACCUAAUUGUUUCAAGAGAUCACCACAACAAGUUGUUUUACCAAAGAAAGGGGAGAUAAUAGAGUUCAAGGAAUACAAAAAAAUGUUCAAAUAUCCUUUCAUCAUUUAUGCUGAUUUCGAAACAUUAGCAACAAAGUUACCUCAUGAAAACAAAAACUCGUUUGCUUAUCAAGAACAUAAACCAUGUUCUUAUGGUUUUGUGGUAAUUGAUUACAAAGGUGAUGUUAUUCUAAAAGAUUUCUAUCGUGGAUUGGACGCUGAUUCAAUGUUCAUGAAAACUCUUAUAGCUGUUCAAAUGGAAUUAUAUCUUUUGUAUGAUAAUCUUCAGAAACCAUUAUACUUGACUCUAGAAGAAGAAGCAAGAUUUUACAUUGAGGAUAAAUGUCACAUUUGUGGUAGUGGUUUUGAUCAUGAUAGUGAUAAAGUGAGAGACCAUGAUCACAUGACUGGUGAAUUUCGAGGACCAGCACAUAAUGCAUGUAAUUUACAAUGGAAAUGGGAUUAUAAAAUACCAGUUGUAUUUCACAAUUUGAAAAAUUUCGAUGGUCAUUUAUUAAUUCAAGCAGUUGAUAAUGAUUUAUUCACAAAGAUUGAUUGUAUACCUCAAACAAUUGACAAAUACUUAUCAAUCCAAAUGGACUCAUUUGUAUUUAUUGAUUCACUCGCUUUUUUACCAUCAAGUCUUGAUAAUUUAGCCAGGAACCUGGAUAGAGGAGAUAAAGUUAAAAUACUUGAACAAAUAUUUACGGAUGGAGAUAUUGAAAUGUUAUUGGGUAAAGCGUGCUUACCUUAUGAAUAUUUGGAUUGUAUAUCUCGUUUCGAUGAACCAUCUUUACCACCAAUAGAUGCAUUCUUCUCAUCAUUGACAAACAGUGGGAUUAGUGUUGAAGCAUAUGACAGAAUGAAUCAGAUCUUUCAAGAUUUUAAUUGUUCAACACUUGGUGAAUUUCACGAUAUAUAUUUGAAAGUGGAUGUUUGUUUAUUAGCUGCUAUAUUUGAAAACUUUAGAAAAAUGAGUUUAUGUGAAUUUGGAUUAGACCCAGCAAACUUUUUCUCAACACCUGGAUUAACCUGGUUGGCAGCACUUAAGAUGACUAAAGUCAAAUUGGAUCAUAUAACCGAUAUUGAUAUGUUGAUGAUGCUUGAAAACGGUAUUCGUGGUGGUGUAUCAUCAGCAAUGACUCGACAUGCUAAAGCAAAUAAUUCAAGUUGUCCUGAUUAUAAUUCAAAUGAACCAAAAAGUUUUAUUACUUAUUUAGAUGUUAAUAAUCUUUAUGGGUAUGCCCUUAGACAAAAACUUCCACAUGAAAAAGGAUAUAUAUUAGAGGUUGAUUUGGAUUAUCCAAAAGAUUUACAUGAUUGGCAUGAUGAUUAUCCAUUGGCAGUUGAGCAGAUGACCAUCGAAAAAGAACAUUUGAGUCCUUACCAAACAUCAUUAAUUGAAAAACUUGAAUCGAUGGGUAAAAAGAGAGUUGCUGGUAAAAAGUUGACACCAAAUUUAUUAAAAAAGGAAAAAUAUGUUAUUCAUUAUCGUAAUUUAAAGUAUUACAUGGACAAAGGAUUGAAAUUGGAAAAGAUUCACAGGAUAAUUAGUUUUGAAGAAGUUGCAUGGUUACAGCCAUACAUCGAUUUGUGUACAAGUAAACGACAACAAUCCAAGACAAACUUCGAAAAAGACUUUUGGAAACUAAUGGUUAAUUCACUUUAUGGGAAAAGUAUUGAAAACAAGAGAAAACAUUCAAAGGUGAUAUUUUUAACGAACCAAAAACAGAUAAAAAAAGUUGUAAACAAACCUUUGUUUGAUCAGUUUUCAAUUAUAAAUGAAAACUUUGUUAUAGCAAAGCUUCGAAGACCAAAAGUUGUUCUAGACAAACCAAUAGCUGUUGGAUUUAGUGUCUUGGAAUUUGCAAAAUUGCACAUGUAUCAAUUACAUUAUGAUACAUUCAAGUCAUAUUAUGGAAACAAUAUCAAACUGUUGUAUACUGACACGGAUAAAUUCAUUUAUCACAUGAAAACAGAAGAUUUACAUGUAGAUUUGGAAAAGUUUGGGGACAUUAUGGACUUUUGUGAUUAUCCAGAAGACCAUUGGCUUUACAAUACACAAAAUAAAAAGAAACUUGGAUACUUAAAGGAUGAAAUGAAUGGAUCACAAAUACAUGAAGUCAUUGCAUUAAAAUCCAAAAUGUAUGUGAUCGUAUCAGAUGAUGGAGAAAAGAAAAGAUCCAAAGGAACACAAAGGUGUAUAGUCGAAAAACAAUUGACUAGAGACCAGUAUUUUAAUUGUUUGUACAACGAAGAGAUAUUUUAUAAUGUUAAUCACAGAUUAGAAAGUAAAGAACAUAAGAUUAGAGCAAUACAAGUUAAAAAGAUUUCACUGAGUCCACUUGAUGAUAAAAGAUGGGCUAUAGACAAUCUGGCUCUUUUUAAUUACAACCACAACACUAAUAACUUUAUAAUUUAUUCUACUCCUGUCUCAUCACCAAUUAAUAUUCGUUAUAUUGUUCCUUCUGGUGUUUUUCGAGAAUUCAACCUUAUAACAAUCGAUAACCCUGAUCCAAGAGACCUUCUACCUCCAGGUAGUUAUUCGUCUGAAUCAUCAUCAUCAAGUGAACUUGAACAGUUAUCACCUUGUUCAUCAAUUUCAUCAAUAUCAUCAAACUUUUCAACUUGUAGUACUACAACUGUAGAGUCAACAUAUUCAUUAUUAAACUCUGAAAGUGAAUUUAUUCCUAUACGUUGGACUGAAGCUGAUUUUCAAGGUUACAGAGAAGCAUUAUCGGAAUCUACUGCAUCUGGAAGAUCAUCAACGUCAUUAUUACUUUGGUCUUACCACCCUUCUCGUGAAACCUCUCCUGUUCCAUCGACAAUUUCCAGUUGGUCUGAGCCGAAUUCAUCAAUCACCAAUUCAUCUAAUCCAUCACCUGAACCAACAUCUGAUUAA
Molecule: messenger RNA, 3918 nt
Organism: Panonychus citri (citrus red mite)
Lineage: Eukaryota; Metazoa; Arthropoda; Arachnida; Trombidiformes; Tetranychidae
Exons: 3
Coding region: 1-3918 (1305 amino acids)
Source: RefSeq, a predicted model, not a curated record